Molecule: messenger RNA, 1365 nt
Organism: Penicillium waksmanii
Lineage: Eukaryota; Fungi; Ascomycota; Eurotiomycetes; Eurotiales; Aspergillaceae
Exons: 7
Coding region: 1-1365 (454 amino acids)
Biological process (GO): amino acid transmembrane transport
Cellular component (GO): vacuolar membrane
Molecular function (GO): amino acid transmembrane transporter activity
Source: RefSeq, a predicted model, not a curated record
AUGAUUAUUGAAGGAGUUCCCACGCGUCCGGAACCCGUUGACUCGGAGGCCGGAUCGGGAUGGAAGGAAAAGGAGUUUGAAAAGGACAUGCCCCAGUAUCAGGAUGCAUUUGGUGACGAGACCAACGCGGAGGUGAAAUACAAGACCAUGGAGUGGUGGCAAGCUGGAAUGUUUAUGAUCGCUGAGUCCGUUUCACUCGGUGUUCUGUCUCUCCCUGCGACUCUCGCCUCGCUCGGUCUUGCGCCGGCUCUCGUUCUCAUUAUCGGCCUUGGUCUUCUUGCCACAUAUACUGGAUAUGUCAUCGGACAGUUCCAUCAACGCUAUCCCCACAUCCAGAACCUUGCCGAUGCCGGCGAGGUUCUCUUUGGCGCGUUCGGACGCGAGCUUUUCGGUAUUGGUCAGCUCCUGUUCUCGAUCUUCAUCAUGGGUAGCCACAUCUUGACCUUCAGUGUCAUGAUGAAUACGAUCACCGAGCACGGCACUUGCACCAUGGUUUUCACCACCGUUGGUUUUGUGAUCUGCAUGGUCUGCUCGCUGCCCCGUACCAUGAAGAACAUGACAUACAUUUCCUGCGCUUCUUUUGUCAGUAUUUUCACUGCUGUUAUUGUUACCAUGAUCGGCGUCGGUAUCCAGGGUCAGACUGCCCCUAUCAAGGCCACCAUCGACACCGAUUUGUUCCAUGCCUUCACUGCCGUCACAAACAUUGUCUUCGCCUACUGCGCCCACGUCGCUUUUUUCGGUCUUCUGGCUGAGAUGCGCGAGCCCCGUGACUUCCCAAAGGCACUGUACAUGCUGCAGACCUUUGAGAUCAUAUUUUACACCGUUGCGGCUAUCGUCAUCUACUACUAUGCCGGUCAGAGCGUUACUUCCCCGGCCUUGGGAUCCGCCGGUCCAGUCUUGAAGAAGGUUGCUUAUGGAAUCGCCAUCCCGACCAUUAUUGGAGCUGGUGUCGUCAACGGCCACGUCGGAUUGAAAUACAUCUACGUUCGUCUGUUCCGUGGUACCGAUCGCAUGCACCGUCGCGAUCUGACCUCUUACGGCUCCUGGGUGCUUAUCGGUCUGAUCUGCUGGAUCAUUGCUUGGAUCAUUGCCGAUGCCAUCCCCGUCUUCAGCGACUUGCUGAGCUUGAUCAGCUCUCUGUUUGCUAGUUGGUUCAGCUACGGACUCGCCGGUGUGUACUGGCUUCACAUCAACCGAGGACAGUGGUUCUCUUCCCCACGCAAGAUCGGCCUCACUAUUCUGAACACCUGCAUCGUUCUUAUCGGUGCUUGCAUGUGCGGUCUCGGCCUUUACGUCUCCGGCAAGGCCAUUCACGACGAUGCCUCCAACAACGCAUUCUCCUGCGCCAACAACGCGGAGGUUUAA